UAUUAAUAUUAUUGAAUUUAAUAAGAUGUUUAAAUUAAAAUUAUUAUUAUUUUUAAUAGUUUUAACAGUUGUUGAAUCGAAGAUUUCAAUUGACGUUAAUAUCGGAAACACACCUAACAAUAUAACGAUAAACUAUUCAGGAUUUGAAGUAAACGUGAUAGGAAAGAAAGAGAUAGAAUUAUUCAAAAUAAGUAAUGCAAAUAUAAAACAAGCGGUAAAAGAACAUUACGGUAGAAAACCUAAUAAUGUGUAUUUAAAAAGUCCUACACCUUGGGGUGAUUUAUAUAAAAAAUACAAAUGGGAAGAAGUAUCAAGAGUUCUAACUGUUAAAUCGGCAAUAAUAAAAUCAAUAAAUAAAAAACAAAUAAUAAUUUUAUCACACGAUUUCGAAAACGUAUCGAAUAAUACAAUCAAAGUGAAUACAGGUAUAAGUCAAACAGUUGAAAAUACGAUCACAACAAGUUGGGCAAAGAGUAAAGAAACAACAAUCUCACAGGACAUAGAGUAUGAGGUGAACGUCAUGUUUGGUAAAGCUGCAGGUAAAACUGGCAUCUCUUUCACAUCUACGUGGGGUGAGAGUGAGGAAAGAUCUGAAAGUGUGACAAUCAGUGCAUCCAGUUCUGUAGAAACAGAGUUAAAACCAGGACAAGCAGCAACAGCUGUGUUAUCCGCAAGCAAAGGAUCUUUAGAAGUCGAAGUAUUAUACUUAGCGACUCUUAGAGGAAAUGUAGUUGUUAAUUACAAAUCAGCGUAUAAAGGACAUCAUUUUUUCGGACCGUCUGUUGAUGGCGUAAUGAAGAGUGGUGGUAUAGACAAUGAAGUGAUUAUUAAAGAAAUUAUUAACAUAGGUUUUUAUACUGAAGCUAAUUUGAAAGUUUACGAUAAAGUUUCUGGUGAGACUUUGUAAGUUUAUAAUGACGUCAUAUGUGAGUUUUGUUUUUAAUGUGAGUUUUCGAAACAACUAUACACAAUAUUGUUAUCUCGCUCGUACCUUUUAUAAAAAGACAAGGAUAACAAUACCAAACUUUUGUACAGUCAGUAGCUUAAGCUUAAAUAAUAGAAAUAAAAAU
Messenger RNA from Papilio xuthus (Asian swallowtail), 1070 nucleotides. Its product is annotated as spherulin-2A. The record is from RefSeq and is a predicted model, not a curated record. The coding region runs from base 26 to 907 and encodes 293 amino acids. The transcript has a single exon. Lineage: Eukaryota; Metazoa; Arthropoda; Insecta; Lepidoptera; Papilionidae.